Messenger RNA from Etheostoma spectabile (orangethroat darter), 2200 nucleotides. It is a transcript of the gene stac3, whose product is annotated as SH3 and cysteine rich domain 3. Gene Ontology annotation, molecular function: protein binding. The record is from RefSeq and is a predicted model, not a curated record. Gene Ontology annotation, biological process: positive regulation of voltage-gated calcium channel activity; positive regulation of protein localization to plasma membrane; skeletal muscle contraction. NCBI's taxonomy places the organism in Eukaryota, Metazoa, Chordata, Actinopteri, Perciformes, Percidae. The transcript is spliced from 13 exons. The coding region runs from base 323 to 1321 and encodes 332 amino acids.
CACAUGAGAACUCAGCCUAGCAUGCACACAAACACACAUACAAACACACACACACACACACAAAAGCAUAGAUAAGUGUGCGAGUAUACAGACAUAUACAUCACACCCGAGCCUAAAAUCAUCUUGGAAAGCACCUGAAGAUGCUACAGAGGCAAUAGAGAAAAGGCCCAGACUGUGCGAGUGCUGACACAUAAUUCAGAGGGCCUGAAGUGAGGAGAUAAAUUGUCAGCUGGUUUGUCAGACUUAGACCCACUGGUCGUCCAGUGCUCCAGUCAUCGGCAGCAGGGCAGUGGGGCCGUACUGACAUUAUCCACCAAACAUCAUGGACCAAGAGGAAGAUAAAAACUCUGUGGAUUUCCAUGACAACCCUCCAGCUCCUGACAACGUAGUGAGAGAGGAUGGAGACACAGUCUAUUUCAUUUAUGAUGAGGAGGUGGAGGUGGAGGAGAAGGAACCAGAACCUCCUCCUCCUGUUGUCAGAGUCAACGACAAACCCCACAAGUUCAAGGACCACUACUGCAAAAAACCCAAGUUCUGUGAUGUCUGCGCUCGCAUGAUAGUCUUGAACAACAAGUUUGCUCUGAGGUGUAAAAACUGCAAGACCAACAUCCACCACUCAUGUCAGUCCUAUGUUGAGUUCCAGAAGUGCUUUGGCAAAAUUCCACCUGGCUUCAGAAGGGCCUACAGCUCCCCACUGUACAGCAGUGACAUACCAGAUCCAAACAACCCAAACCGGAACGACCCAGUCUUUGACACCCUGCGUGUCGGUGUCAUCAUGGCAAACAAAGAGCGCAAAAAAAAUGAAAAUGACAAGAAAAAUAUGAUGGUGAUGAUGGAGGAAGAAGAAGAGGAGAACCAACGGCCCAAAGAGAAUGAGGAGGGAGGCGAGGGGAAGCCUGAUGAUAAAAAGGAGAAAGGAGGAGACAAAGCAGAUGACAAAAGUAAAGGUACAUUCUCCCAGACCCACUAUUACCUGGCUCUCUACCGCUUCAAGGCCAUAGAGAAAGACGAUCUUGACUUCCACCCUGGUGAUCGUAUCACAGUACUGGAUGACUCCAAUGAAGAGUGGUGGAGGGGAAAGAUGGGGGACAAGUCGGGCUACUUCCCCACCAACUACCUCAUAAAAGUGCGUGCAUCAGAACGAGUUUUUAAGGUGUUACGUUCCUUCGUAGGGAACAGAGAGAUGGGACAAAUCACGCUGAAGAAAGAUCAGAUUGUUGUGAAGAAAGGAGACGAGAAAGGCGGCUACUUGAAGGUCAGCACUGGACGCAAGCUGGGCUACUUCCCUGCUGAUCUGCUGGAGGAGAUCACUGUGACAUAAAAAGCACGACAUGCAACGAAAAGCCUGCAACACCCUUGUGUGGUGUUCAUAUUUUUGUUACACAGCCAAUGUUCCCGGGUCUGGUGGACCCACCACAUUAUUAGGCUUUUAAAUCAAUACAGCCACAACAAUUUAGGUAAAAAUACUUCACAGAAGUUUACUUUAGCUCAAUUACCAAUGAUAUAUACAUCAUUUAUGGUUCAUAUUUGUCAUUUACCCCUGUGAGAUCACAUAUUAUCAGUUUCGUUUUUUGUUAGAAAUCAAAGAAAUUCAGUUAUAAAAAAGGUUACAAAAAAAUAGAAAUGAGAUUUUUACUCAUUAUUGGUGCUUAUUUCUUAGAACUUAAUAAGAACAGGUGAAAGUGCUUUCAAGUUAACAAUUGUGUAACUUUGUGUGAGAAUAGCAGGUGCAGAAAUCCAACAUAGUUUCAUUGCACCUACAUUUAAGUACACUCAGGUCCAGUUGACCCGAACAUCUCAAAUGUAAUAGUGAUGGGUAGGGGGGUGGCCUGUGUGCAGUUAUUGAAAACAAGUUUUUUUUAUGUUCUUCACAGAAAUAAGGCCAGGCCAAUGAGUUUGAGUUAGAAGAAAUAACAAAGAGCAUAAUUUUUCUUUUAGCAAAGAUUGAAAACGGGUCCCAUAGACCCGAACACCACAAAAAGGUUAAACAGUCGCAAAAAUUGGAUACAUCACUGUUCAGAAGAUCCUCCUGAUAUUUUCUAUAUUUGUUACAUAAAAGAAAAUAUCAAAAUGAGCUCUUUGUACCUGUCACAGCAGAAAUUUAUUUGUGAUGUAUCUGUGACUUUGACACAAAAUGAAGAAUGACAAAGGAGAGAAUAAUGAUUCAUAUGCACAUUAAAAUAUUUGUAAGAGGCAAUCA